CGCCAUUACGGGAGUGAAAAACACAAUUUAACCAAAAUAUCAAAUAUUUUGAUAAAAGCGAGUGAUUAUGCCUUAUCAACGAGGUGGUGGUAGGCAGUCUGCUGUAGUGAAUUGUAAUAAUAACCAGAAAAAGCUGUACGACGGGGAAAACUCGCCAUGUACACUGCAUAAUGAUAUAAAAGGGAAGGAAUGUCCGUGUCUGACGCCAUUCAAAUUUCAUUGCAUUCCCAUAUCUGGCGAACGGCGUCUUCAGUGGCUAAAAUCAAUAAAUAGGAAAGGAUUUGACCCUCCUUCAAAAUCAGUCGUCUGCUCAGUGCAUUUCAUUGAUAGACGACCGACUGAACAGAAUCCUAUCCCAGUGUUGCAGAUGGGUUAUGAACAUUUAAAUAAAAAGAUAAACAAAUAAAUAGUCUAUAUAUAUUAUA
Ruditapes philippinarum (Manila clam) is the source of this 425-nucleotide messenger RNA. RefSeq lists its product as uncharacterized. The transcript is spliced from 2 exons. Lineage: Eukaryota; Metazoa; Mollusca; Bivalvia; Venerida; Veneridae. Bases 68 to 406 code for a protein of 112 amino acids. The record is from RefSeq and is a predicted model, not a curated record.